GUAACGCGCUGCGCUGGUUCACCUCCAUGGUGGUCUACGCUGCCUUCCUGGGGCUGCAUCAUAUAUUGGUCAUCUGGGAAAUAUUGGUUAACAUGCUAUCAACAUCUGGAAAGCCAAGAGAAAGGGUCUGGGUGCUGGUAUAAUAGGACCUACAUUUCAAGACUUGGCUAUGAAUGUGAACGGCAAUAUCAGUGAUAUUUCUCACAUUUUUGUGGGCCAUGCAUGUGGGAGUCUAAGUGGUUCUGUGGUUGGUGGAUUUCUCUUUGACUGCAUGAAUCAUAAUUUAAUUUUGGGACUGUCAACGCUGGGGACAGCUAUUGCUCUCUACCUUAUCCCCUUUUGCAAGAAAGCAAUAUUACUGGUUGUGAUGAUGGCUGUCUCUGGAAUUUGUACUGGAAUUUUAGGCACAUGUGGCAAUGUCCUCAUCCUGAAUAUAUGGAGAGGUGAAGCAGCCCCACAUCUGCAGGCCUUGCAUUUCACUUUUGCCUUGGGGGCAUUUUUGGCUCCCAUACUGGCCAAGUUGGCCCUUGGCAGUGCUGUGCCCUCUGAAAACCACAUGAUAGCUGACAUGUCAAACCACUCUGAGCUCACCCUGCCACCUGCAGCCGACUUAGACAUCAUAUUUGGAGUACCUGCUAAUAAGAAUUUGCUGUGGGCUUAUGUUGUUAUAGGAACUUAUACUUUGGUGAUGUUUGCCUUCUUUAUUGUUUUGUUUUUCAAAAAAACUCCAUAUCGAGAGAAAACAAAAAAAGCUGCUCAGAUUCGAACUGCGAAAUACCAGGAUAUCCUUCUUGUUCUCCUUUUUGUAUUCUUCUUUUUUUACACAGGAGCAGAGAUGGCAUAUAGCUCUUACAUUUUCUCUUUUGCAACACUCCACGUUGGCAUGAGUGAAAGCCAAGCAGCAGGCUUGAACUCUGCCUUCUGGGGGUCAUUUGCCACUUGCAGGGGCAUGGCGAUCUGUUUUGUUACGUUUCUGCAGCCUGGGACCAUGAUUGUGGUAAAUAAUGUGGGCAGCUUGAUUUCCUCCUUGCUUCUAGUGAUUUUUGAUAAGAACCACAUUUGUCUUUGGGUGGCAACUACAGUGUAUGGGGCUUCAGUGGCUACUACAUUUCCUAGUGGCAUUUCCUGGAUUGAACAGUACAUGACCAUUAAAGGAAAAUCUGCAGCUUUAUUUGUAGUUGGUGCUGCCAUGGGACAGAUGGUCUUUCCUGUAGUGGUUGGAUAUCUUCAAGGAAAUUACCCACAUCUUCCUGGGAUUCCGUAUGUUUCAUUGGGGUCAGCUAUUGUGAUGGGAGUUUUGUUUCCUAUCAUGUACAAACUGGCCACUGCACCUCUUAAUAGCAAGAUUCAGGUAAGUAGAAAGAGUGAAGACCAGAAGGCACUACUGUCCACCUCUAGGUUCAAUAAUGAGGAUGAAGAUGAUUAUGGAGAAGAGGGUGCUGAAGAAGAAUGGGACAAAGUCGACUUUGAAAUGAUUGAAAUGAUGAGGAAUUCGGUAAUAGAGACAUCUAGAAAACUUUUGAGGAAAUCUCCCACAGAAAUUUCUAAUCAGUUAUGGUCAAAUGAUACACCAUUCAGUUCUUCUCUGGUUAUUACUGGCAACUCACCUGGGAAGCCCCUCCCUCUAGACAAGGAAAAGAAUGACUAAUGGAGUAAAAGAUGGAUUGGUUACUGAUUCCCUGUAAUAACCAUUGACUUUAAGGAGGCAGAUCAGAGUAGAUCAUUAACAUAUUUUCAAACACAUUUUAGGGUUUGGCAUUUGUAGCUCUGAUUUCAACAAAUGGAAAAUUCUGGUGUGUCAUGUCAGCCCAGAGUCUUUGACAACAAAAGGAAGUCAGGUAUAGUCAGGUGUGGCUAGUAAAGUUACUUUACUGUAAAGUAACCCUCUACAUUCAGAGGAUGCAAAGAAGGCAUAAAUAUUUGAGAAGUUUCUUACCAGCAAAAGUCACCUAAAAGAGUGAUUAAAGAGUAGAAUAAAUUACCGGUGUUCAAGAAACUACUGGUAGAAUUGGUAAAUAACCACUCGAGUAUCUUUGCCAAGAAAAUGCCAACAUGGGGGGAUGAAGAGUUGAACACAACUGAAAAA
Molecule: messenger RNA, 2086 nt
Organism: Vombatus ursinus (common wombat)
Lineage: Eukaryota; Metazoa; Chordata; Mammalia; Diprotodontia; Vombatidae
Product: sodium-dependent glucose transporter 1A-like
Exons: 5
Coding region: 170-1648 (492 amino acids)
Biological process (GO): transmembrane transport
Source: RefSeq, a predicted model, not a curated record